AUGACGCUCGGCCGUACGAUUCGUUACGUUAAAGGAGAACACCUUUCAUUUAUCCGCGUAUCCCGUUUGACCAAGACCUUUGUCUGGGGUGAUGUUUUGUCUUUCGUUAUCCAAGGCAAUUCCUCGACGUUUUCCAUACUUGGAUAUACUACGUUGGCGAAAGUUGCUGUCGUUGCUGGUCUAGUGAUCCAACUUAUCUCAUUCUCGCUCUUUUGGCUUACAGCUGUCAUCUUUGAGCGACGUAUCAAUCGGUCACCUACUCCUGAAUCGCUUCUACCUACAAACUCGUGGAGGAAAUUGCUGCACAUGUUGUAUGCUGUUAGUGCUUUGAUUAUGAUUCGCUCCAUUUUUCGAAUCGUGGAAUAUGUGCUUGGGAAUAACGGCUAUCCGCUGUCGCACGAGUGGACUCUUUACAUAUUUGACUCUAUUCCGAUGUCAAUGGUGAUGGUCAUCUUCCUGAUACGGUACCCCGACGAUCUUAAGCCAGGUCUGGAUCUUGAUAGACACUCGGAGAUACCCCUCACAUACAACUAUCCCGAGGUCUGA
Molecule: messenger RNA, 546 nt
Organism: Penicillium malachiteum
Lineage: Eukaryota; Fungi; Ascomycota; Eurotiomycetes; Eurotiales; Aspergillaceae
Product: RTA1 domain-containing protein
Exons: 1
Coding region: 1-546 (181 amino acids)
Cellular component (GO): membrane
Source: RefSeq, a predicted model, not a curated record